GGAACUGAAUGGAAAUCCAUUUCACUUCUUAGGGAAAGCCCCCGUUUAAAAAUGUUUCACCUAAAAUGACAUACCCAAAUCUAACUGCCUGUAGCGCAGGCCCUGAAGGAAGGAUAUGCAUAUUCUUGGUACCAUUUGUAAGGAAAGUAUUUUCUGUGUGGCUCAACUUUUUCUGCCAUUGUUUAUUAUGCUGCAUUCAAUGUGUAGUGUAGUAUAGUGGUUUUGAUGCAUAUCAAAAGCUUUUAUCAUAUCAUAGCUUUUUUGUUUGCCUCACCUACAUUAUCAUGUUCAAAUUGCCACUGAGAACAGUGUCUGUUGUAUUUACAAUAUUUUUUAAAAUAUUGAUUUUACUAUUUGAAAUGAGAACGUCCCUCUUCAGCAUAUGUAUAUAAAUCAAGCAGGUUUAGUACCUUCUACCAUAUUCUGGGAGAAAGAGACUAUAAUCAUCAAGACAAGACCACACAAGAAGGCUCACUGCAGACAGAGAUACUUGAGAGGACAGAAAACAACUAACCAGUCACAUCAAAGGCCAUUGAAACCAGUUGUCAGAGAUCUAGUCAUGACGUUCCAGAGGGCUUUCCUGUUCCUGGUGUUGCUGUGUGCUACAGUGAUGGCCAACGUCGACCAACAACAUAAACACUUCCUAAAACAACAUGUCAUUGGGAAAAUGACAACCCAGGCGUGUGAGAAUCAGAUGAGAUUAUUGAAGUUGAACGGGCCUGAUGGAAAAUGCAAAGUGAAGAACACCUUCAUUUUGGCCAAUCCAGAGCAGGUCAUACAAAUCUGCACUGGUGGUGGCACACCGCAGGGAAACAAUCUGGUUCAAAGCAACAAUGCCUUCUUUAUAGUCAUAUGUACACGUACAGGUGGGGAUUCCCAUCCCAAUUGUACAUACAAGGGAUCUUCGGCCACUAAGAAUGUUAUCAUUGCAUGUGAAAGAAAAUUGCCAGUGCACUAUGAUGGUGAUGUUGAUAUUGGCACUACGGAUGGAAAGUGAAUACAUGUGAAAGGUGUGUCACCGCUAAAUGUAAGCACAACUGGAGACAUGUUAUUGACAAGGCAGCGCUACUGUGGCUAGCAAAUGAGUGUAGGAGUGUUUGCUCACAACUAGAUCUCUGCUAACAAUUGCAACACUGUCUCCAAAACUGCAUGUCUCCUGUAAUGUCUACUUUCCAAGCGUAACUCAACUAAACUGGUUUGUGAAAUAAAAUAACAAAGUUGUCA
This is a messenger RNA of Oncorhynchus tshawytscha (Chinook salmon), 1224 nucleotides long. Its product is annotated as ribonuclease-like 3. NCBI's taxonomy places the organism in Eukaryota, Metazoa, Chordata, Actinopteri, Salmoniformes, Salmonidae. Bases 383 to 997 code for a protein of 204 amino acids. The transcript has 3 exons. Gene Ontology annotation, molecular function: nucleic acid binding. The record is from RefSeq and is a predicted model, not a curated record.